Penaeus vannamei (Pacific white shrimp) is the source of this 1232-nucleotide messenger RNA. RefSeq names its product Regulator of cullins 2 (gene Roc2). Gene Ontology annotation, biological process: protein ubiquitination; ubiquitin-dependent protein catabolic process. Gene Ontology annotation, molecular function: cullin family protein binding; zinc ion binding; ubiquitin protein ligase activity. The record is from RefSeq and is a predicted model, not a curated record. Lineage: Eukaryota; Metazoa; Arthropoda; Malacostraca; Decapoda; Penaeidae. Gene Ontology annotation, cellular component: nucleus; Cul5-RING ubiquitin ligase complex.
GGAGUAAAUAUUUGUUAGCAAUGUCAACAACACAAUCAAACUCACAUUGUAGUCUCUACAAGCUAAAAUCAAACUUUAAAACUCUAAUUCUAGAAUGAAAUAUAAAAAUCCACAAAUAAAUCCCAAUAAAAGAAGAGAUACAACCAAAAAAUAUCCAAAACGCAGACUCAUCCCGAAGAGAGAUGACAGAGAACGGGUUUGGCCUUGUUGAGACAGAGAGACGUCCUCGCCAAGACGCAAACAAACCCCACAGAAGAGCCAGACCUGAGACAGUAAAGCCCAGCCACAAUGAGCAACGACGUGGAAAUCCAGGAAGGAGAGGCGGAAAACAACACCAGCGACUCCCAGAAACCGGAGAAAAUGUUCACACUGAAGAAGUGGAACGCCGUGGCCAUGUGGAGCUGGGAUGUGGAGUGUGAUACUUGCGCGAUCUGCAGAGUGCAGGUCAUGGAUGCUUGUCUCAGGUGCCAGGGUGAGAAUAAACAGGACGACUGUGUAGUUAUCUGGGGAGAGUGUAAUCACUCCUUCCACAAUUGCUGCAUGAGUUUGUGGGUUAAGCAGAACAACCGAUGUCCUUUAUGUCAGCAAGAAUGGUCCGUGCAGAGAGUCGGGAAAUAGUGCUUUAUGUUGUUGAUAUUUAGCCCUUUUCUUUUCCCAUGGCCUUGUGUAUCAGUGUUUGUGUCUGAGUGUAAGAUAAUCGGAGUGAAUUUUGAGGAAUUGCUCUUUGAAAGAAUGUUUCGCGUCAAAUGUGGAAUGUCGCUUGGUUUAUGAGGGUGAUUGUGUUUAUAGUAAACCGAACAGCUUUGUAUCCAAUUUCCUUUUGCUUUUUGUUAUAAUCAAUGUAUUUUUUUCUUUUUUGAAAUAAGUGGUAAUUAUUAAAUAUCAGAGACUGUUUGUAUUUUAUUUGUGAAAAAAAAUCUUUGAAUUGUCUACAUUACUGGGAAUAAACCAUUUUUAUAUUGGAAAGUGAUACUUUUCAUUAAGGUCAGUCUGUUCACAAAAAAGAAGUGAUAGCAAGUUUGUAUUUAAUGAACAAUGUGAUAUCAAUAUCAAUGUUUGAAAACCUUUUGGUUUUCAUUUAUUAUAUUCAUUGCAUACAUUAGGAAGAGGAGGAAGGUUGUGAAGUUUGGCAGUUAUAUGUUCUCAUUUUCUAUAUUAACAAAGGAACUUGAAAUUAAGAAGCAGAUGUUAUAAUGUAAUUCUUCCAUGCAAUAAUAAAGUGUAAAUUUAUC